UAACCACUGAGCUACAGGACUCCGAGAUGCAGCCCCACGUGAAGUUGUUCUUUUGUGGAGUGGAUUAUCAUAUUGAGCGAUGUGGAGCAAAGGCGAGCAACGGCAUUAAAGAGCAAGUGAUUUCGUAAAAAGGCAGAAUGGAUCAAUAGGUGUAUAGCUCCUCGUGUGGCUUUUAUGUUUGUCACUGAGAGCGGUUCAGAUUUCAGACAAGUGCUGAAGGGUAGGUUCGCUUUCCAAAAUUAAAUUGGCAUACCUGUCAGCGAAGGAAGAAUAGUUCCUGAAACUUGACACCUGGCAAGACACCGUCCGUCCUCCCAGGUAGAAGACAUGAUACAUCAAAAUGGAGGGUGAGCCAGAGGGUAGCAGCUCCUACGUGCUGGGAGGCGGUGUGGACGAGUUGCACCAGUUCGACUGGUAUCAUGGCGAUAUCUCAGCCCACGCUGCUGAGGCUCUGCUCAUUCUGAACGGACAGGAUGGCAGUUACCUGCUACGUCGAGACCAAGAUGUGCCCAAGCAGUUUGUGCUGGAGGUGAGAUCAAAGGAUUCCGUCAAGCACUUUCAGGUGAAGCGGUUGGAGACGGGGUACAUCUUUGGCUUAUACACAUUCCUGACGCUUCAGGAGUUUCGGAAUCACUUUGCCGAUCAGCCCCUGAUCGGAAACCUUGCAGGCUCCCCAGUGUUGCUGAAGUCCCCUUACCCCAGGGAAGUGCCUGAACCUCUGUUCUUUGAUCCAGUCACUGUUCACCUGACCUUGAAGUCUGGCUGCUCAGGCACUGAGCUGGUGGCUGAAGCUCCUGCUCUUGGCACUAAGGAAGGUUUCUUGUUGAUACUGAGUAAGCUACUCAAGACCUGGAACACGCGCUGGGUGACUAUCCAGAGGUAUGAGCUGAAGUAUUACAAAGAGAAGCAGGACAGAGAUCCGCUUGGCAUUAUCAACCUGUCGCAGUGCACAGAUAUUCAGUUUGACUACUCACAGGGCAAAGUCAACUCCUUCUGCCUGGUCUUCCCAGAACAGACACACUACCUUGGGGGGAAGUCUGCCCAGGAGACAGAUGAAUGGAUCAAGUUGAUUCGUUGGAAGCUGAAACAGAAGAAGAAGCAGAGACGGUCCUGCUCAGUCUCACAGUCGAGCUGAAUGAAUGUGUUGUGGCUGACGGUGGGAUGGAGCGGUUUGGCUGUGUUCUCACCACAUCUCCUGAUUUCCGCCAUCGCUUCACCAAGCUGCUGUGGCCACACAACACAAGGCAGGACAGCAAGAGGACAGUCACAGCCCAGAGGAAUUGAAAUGAACUCUUGUCUAUCAUAAGAGAUCUGCUCCCUGGGGGAGAGGGAACGUUCACCAAUCCAUCGCCACAUGAACAGCUCUUUGAAAUCCUCUGCAACUCUUCUCAAGAAGCUUCACAGCGUUGUGUGAGGAUUCACUAACACAAAGCUAACUGCUGGUAAACAGGAGACAGUGGGGAAAGUGAGAGUAUUGAGUGAUGUGCUGGAAAAGAGUGGUUUCCAAACACACAAUGAUGUGCUGACUGACGUAGCAGUAAAGAAGCUAAUAUAACAACCCAAUGAAAAACCCGCUUGAAUCGAGGGAAGAACUGAGGAAUGACGGUGUCCGAACAGAGACUGAAUUUAAGACUGCUUUAGAAGAGUCGCAGGGCAAUAAUCUUAAGGCCAAGACUGCGUGGGGUUUGGGGUGUCACCAGGUUACUGAGGUAAAUGUACCAUUUCUGGCAAUGCAUUCUGUGUGCUGUGCCAGUUUGAAGUGCUGACUGCUCCCUCAGUUAAAAGCGAUGAUGGCUUGUGGACUCGUAAAAAGGAAGCUCAUGGUGGUGUGAAUACUUCCUGUGUCACAGAGUCGCGGAGUCCUGUAGCUCAGUGGUUAGACCACUGACCAAG
Messenger RNA from Callorhinchus milii (elephant shark), 1893 nucleotides. Its product is annotated as dual adapter for phosphotyrosine and 3-phosphotyrosine and 3-phosphoinositide. NCBI's taxonomy places the organism in Eukaryota, Metazoa, Chordata, Chondrichthyes, Chimaeriformes, Callorhinchidae. The transcript is spliced from 9 exons. The coding region runs from base 341 to 1135 and encodes 264 amino acids. The record is from RefSeq and is a predicted model, not a curated record.